This is a messenger RNA of Adineta ricciae, 294 nucleotides long. The record is from the annotation of a GenBank genome assembly. NCBI's taxonomy places the organism in Eukaryota, Metazoa, Rotifera, Eurotatoria, Adinetida, Adinetidae.
AUGGUAACCUUCAAUCAAAAUCCACACAUUUCGAAGAUAAAUCUAGACCUGCAUAUCCUGAAGGAUACGGCACAUCCACUCAAUCCCUCAGCUUUUCAAAUGGAUCGACAGGGUCGUAUCAUGGUGAAUACGACACAUCCACUCAAUCCCUCAACUUUUCAAAUGGAUCGACACGGUCGUAUCGUGGUGAAUACGACACAUCCACUCAAUCCCUCAACUUUUCAAAUGGAUCGAGAUGUGCAUAGCGUGGGAGAUGGCGGAGAGGAUUGUGGUACGGUAUUGGAGCGAAUAUGA